UAAAUAUUUUUCGCUUCUUUCCGUUAUCGGUUUCUCGUCUCGUGUUCUCGAAAACGCGAGAAAUUUAUAACGAACGAAAAUUCUUUGACAAAAUUGCUUACGUUGUUAAAUUCUACGUCGAACAUCGACGUUAAUUAUUAGAGCGACAUCGUUUGGUAUGAUAUACACAUACAUUGUACACGAGUGUUGCCACGUAAUUGGACGAUAUGUCUUUAUUAUUUUGCGCAACGAUGCAACGAUGUCACCGUCCACCAAACUGCCUGAAUGAAACAUUACUCGGUAUCUGCAGAAACGUUCGAGUCAACGGUCAGGAAAUACCGAAAUAUCGAAUUUGAUUAUUCCCUAAUCAACAAUUCACGAUAUUGACAAUCGAGGAUACCUCGUUUUAAAACGCUUGAAAUUAAAUAAAAUACACUCGUUCGAAUCUUUUUGAAUGGGGAUAUUUAUAGAUGGGGAGAUAAAAUCGAUUCGCGUUUAUGAUUUGAUAAUGUAAAUGCGAUGGAUAGAAAUAGCAUCGAGAUUAAUUUACAAUUAGCGUAUGAUAAAUGCCUCGUGUAAACUGAUAUAAAUACCCGUGUGAACAUGAUUCGAAUGAGCUAUUAACAACGAUAUCGCGUACCGCCUCCGUGUUACAAAAUUAUUAUCGGUUAUUCGGUUCUCCAAAGUAUAUUUGUUUCGUUCUCGAAAUUCGUGCUCGAUAAUCAGUUUCACUUCGAGCACGAAGCGGUACAGUUUCGAGAGAACGAUGGUGCUGAAGAUUUGGUUAUUUUCUUUGAUAAUUUUCAUCGAUGCCAGAGCGAUCGAUAUUAGGCACGACUUAUUAAUCUGUUCGACGAGGGAAUGCAAAGACUUUGGUAGGAGGAUAAUAACGAACAUGAACGCCUCCAUGGAUCCGUGCGUGGACUUUUAUGAAUAUGCAUGCGGCAAUUGGCCGAGAACACAUACACUUCCGCCUGAUGAGAAUUCCUGGCAAAUGCGAGCCGCCUCCGAUGAAGAGAACAAACGAAAAGUCGAGGAGAUGUUGAAGUUGGAAUUGCGAGGAGAUGAAAUUCCUUCCGUAAAAGUAGCGAAGCAGUGGUAUAAAACGUGCAUGGAUACAGGUUCGAAAAUAAGUUUUCGAUGGCUGUUAGAGGAUGCAAACAAACGAGGUAUGGAGCCAUUAGUGUCGACGUUGGAUAAAAUUGGUGGAUGGCCGAUGAUAAUGGAACGAAACGAGUGGAACGAGAGUGGACAGAAAUGGCAGAAUAUAGACGAUUAUUACGCUCAUUUAAGAGGAUUGAAUUUAUUACACGAUAUCCGGGUCACUGUAUACGGUAAAGGUUCUAAAGAGAAGAGUGUAAUGUUGGACGUUCCUGAUAUGCCGUUGUAUUCGUGGACGCUGCGAGAAUAUUUCGACUCCGAGAUUGAGACGAUUAACAAACAAGAUUUCAGAAAGGCGGAAAAAUAUUGGGAUUGGAUUUCAAAAAUAGUUUCGAGGAUAUCCGAGGCUGGAGGAUUUAAUAUAACGAAAUCUCAGCUGGAAGAAGACAUUGAGGAUAUAUUUAGUUUCGAAUGGAAGCUAUUAAAGAUAAGUAGUUUAGUAGACGAUUAUGUAAAUAUGACUGUGGGAGAUUUUCAAAGAUGGUACGAUCAUUUAAACCCACGUACAGAAAAUUCUAAGGUGAAUUGGACGGAUAAAAUAAUUAAUAUUUUUAAAGAAACGGGUAUCGAUAUUUCAAACGAUACAUUGGUAAAAAUAACUUCUCCCGGUUAUUUCAAAAAUUUAGUUCCUCUACUCGACGAGACUUCGACCAGAACUAUAGUAAAUUUCCUUCAUUGGAGCUUCGUCUCGUCGAUGAUCACGAGGACUACCGACGAAAUGAGAGAAUUGAACGCCAAAAUGGUCGAAAGCGAUCCAGACGAGCAGGAAUCUAGGUCGGAUUUGUGCAUUAAGGAAGGAAAGAUAACGGAAGUGAUUGCUUACGAAUUUGUGAGAAGAUAUUUUUCUAACGAUAUGAUAGAUAUGACGAUGAAUGCGUUGAAUGAUAUAGAAGAGGAAAUGAAAGUGGAUAUAGAAGAAUCGAAUUGGGCGAGCGAGGAGAUAAAAGGUUUCGCUUUGAGAAAAAUUAAAUCCAUAAAGAAGAAUAUUGGUUAUCCGGAUUGGUACAACAACGCGUCCAUCGUGGAAAAUUAUUUUGGCGAUCUCACGAUGGGACCGACGUAUUUCGAAAAUGCUUUGAGAUUUCAAAAAUUUUAUAAAUUAAAGGAAUUACGACUUUUGAAAUAUAAAGAUUUAGCAAAAUCGUGGAUUAUUGAUCCUUUGACGAUCAAUGCUUUUUACUUAAGCGAAUCGAAUUCGAUCACGGUACCCCUGGCCAAUCUACAGAAACCAUUUUUCAGCAAGAAUCAGCCAAAUACGAUCAACUAUGCAUUGACUGGAUUUUUACUGGCUCAUGAAUUAUAUCAUUCGUUUGAUGAAUUAAAACGUUUUUUCAAUGAACAUGGAAAAAAGAUAAAUUGGCCAAAAACAAUGACAAACGAAUAUUAUAAAAGCGCUCAAUGUUUUAUCGAUCAGUAUAAUAAUUAUACUUUGAAUGGCACAUCUUCUGGCAUAAAAAUUAAAAAUUAUGGCAAUCAAACUUUUGAUGAAAAUAUGCCAGACACUAUGGGAUUGAGAACUGCAUACAAAGCGUAUAAAAGAAGGGAAAGAAUAAAUAGGAAAUCAGAAGCAGCAUUGCCUGGAUUAGAAAUGUUCAGCAACGAUCAAAUUUUCUUCUUAUCGUCUGCAAAUUUAUGGUGUGAAAAUAGAGAUUCCGAAACAGAAAUAACGGAAGCUAAAUUAGACGUGCACAGUAUCGCACGAUUAAGAUCCAUUGGCGCUCUUUCAAACAAUCAAGAUUUUGCAAAUGCAUUUUCGUGCCCCAUUGGCAGUCCUAUGAAUCGUGAAAAAAAGUGCAACAUUUGGAAAAUAUAAUAGGAAUAUUUAUCAAAUAUAUAUAUAAGAAUUCAUCUUAUAUAUUUGCGUGGAGUCAUUGAACGUGAUUCCUAUUUCGAUUCUGUGUGAUUCCCUCACCCCCCUCCCCCUUCUCAAGCCACUGCAACGCUAUGGAAUCACCACGCCAUACCUUGCGACGCGAAAUCAACGUAGUAGAACAAAGGCAUCGGCGCGACCCACAUCAACAUAACAUAAUUUAUUCUUAUUUCCUUUGUUAAAUUAUAUUUUUUUAUGUUAUAUAUUUUUUAUUAUUAAUUAAAUCAAAUAACAAUCUAUU
Molecule: messenger RNA, 3251 nt
Organism: Apis mellifera (honey bee)
Lineage: Eukaryota; Metazoa; Arthropoda; Insecta; Hymenoptera; Apidae
Product: neprilysin-4
Exons: 18
Coding region: 746-2953 (735 amino acids)
Biological process (GO): protein processing
Cellular component (GO): plasma membrane
Molecular function (GO): metalloendopeptidase activity
Source: RefSeq, a predicted model, not a curated record